ACAGGGCCGUUUGGCUCUGACUGGAUUGUCUAACAUAAAAUAAUCAGGGUGGGGAUUUGCAGGUUAAGAAAGCUUAGGGGUUUAAUGUCAUGACGUCACUUUAAUUAGCGGCCACUUUGAUCCCUUCAGCCUGUAAGCCACUAUUCUCUGGGAGCCUGUCGGAGGAGACCAGCACUGAUCUCUGCACUGGAGGAUGCACCUGUCUGAAGGAGGCCACUGAGAAGCUUCACUUUUCAUCUUGACAUCCCACAAGUAAUGAAUUUGUGAGCGGACGAGGAGAGAAGCGCACUUCAAAAUGGCAGACAAGGAUAGCGUGGAAAAGUACUUGGAGAAUAACCCACAGUUCGCCAAAGAGUAUUUUGACAAGAAUAUACGAUGCGAGGCCAUCGCCGCCGCUUUUGGCGAGAAACUCGACAUCAAAGAUCCGACCUCGUUCAAGGAUGUCAGCCAAAUCCAGGAGGCCAAAAUCAUCUUUGACAUGAUCACAGAAAUGCAUUCGCAGCCUAUUAUGGAAAAGGCCAUGCACAAGGUCCUGCAGAGGAUAUGUAUGCUGGUGAACGCCGACCGCUGCAGCUAUUUCAUACACCGAGCGAGAAAUGGCAUUCCUGAGCUCGCUACGUGUCUUUUCGAUGUCACCCCUACCUCGAAAUACGAGGCCAACCUGGUCAACCCUCAGUCUGAAAUUGUGUUCCCUACUGACAUGGGCAUAAUUGGUCAAAUAGCAACCACCAAAAAACCAGUUAAUGUUCCUGAUGUCAAACAGAAUCCCAGGUUCAGUGACUUUGUGGACAAGCAGACAGGAUACACCACUAAAAACAUGCUGGCUGCCCCCCUCAUGAGCGGCAAAGACGUACUUGGUGUGGUUAUGGCAAUAAACAAAGUAGGAGGAAAUGAAUUCUCCAAAGCAGACGAAGACCUCUUCACCAAGUACAUCACUUUCGGCACAAUCAUCGCCCUACAGCAUUACACUACAUACAUGUAUAAUGUGGAGUCUAGAAGAAGCCAGGUUCUUCUAUGGUCUGCGAGCAAAGUGUUUGAAGAGUUGACAGACAUUGAGCGACAGUUUCACAAGGCCCUGUACACCGUCAGGACCUACCUCCAGUGUGAGAGGUACUCUGUCGGCCUCCUGGACAUGACCAAAGAAAAGGAGUUCUACGAUGAGUGGCCGAUUAAAUUGGGAGAUGUGGAGCCAUACAAAGGCCCGAAGACACCUGAUGGCAGGGAAAUCAUCUUCUACAAGAUCAUUGAUUAUCUGCUAGAAAGCAAAGAAGAGAUCAAAGUCAUACCGACCCCUCCUGUUGACCACUGGGCACUUGUUAGCGGCCUCCCCACCUACGUGGCUGAAAAUGGCUUUAUUUGUAACAUGAUGAAUGUUGCUGCUGAUGAUUACUUCACAUUCCAGAAAGAAGCUGUGGACGAGUCGGGUUUCGUCAUCAAAAACGUCCUGUCCCUUCCCAUUGUGAACAAGAAAGAGGAGAUUGUGGGAAUUGCCACUUUCUUCAAUCGAAAAGACGGCAAGCCAUUCGACGAGCAGGAUGAACAAAUUACUGAAGCUCUAACACAGUUCUUAGGAUGGUCUGUACUGAAUUGUGACACAUAUGACAAACUGAACCGGAUGGAGUGGAAAAAAGAUAUUGCACAGGAAAUGGUCAUGUAUCAGACCAAAGCCACUCCAGCUGAAGUCCAACAGAUUCUGAACACCAAGGAGAAGUUUGACCAAAACCCUGAGGACUGCGAUCAGAAAGAAAUGUACAAACUCUUGAGAGCCACCAUUCCAGAAGCCAAAGACGUUGAUCUGCUAGAAUUUAGUUUUAGUGACUUUCCUCUCUCUGAGGUUGACCUUAUCAAAUGUGGCAUUCGCUGUUUCUUUGAACUCGGAGUGGUGGAGAAGUUUAAAGUGCCAGCAGAGGUCCUGACUAGAUGGAUGUACACCGUACGAAAGGGCUACAGAGAUAUCACUUACCAUAACUGGAGGCAUGGGUUUAAUGUGGGCCAGACCAUGUUCUGUCUUCUGCAAACCGGAAAGCUGAGAAGAUACUACACAGACCUUGAUGCCUUUGCGAUGGUAGCGGCUGCAUUCUGUCACGAUAUUGACCACAGGGGUACCAACAAUCUCUACCAGACAAAGAGCGGAUCGCCUCUGGCGAAGCUUCAUGGAUCCUCCAUCUUGGAAAGGCACCAUCUUGAAUACAGCAAGACACUGAUGGCAGAAGAGAAUGUUAAUAUUUUCCAAAGUCUGCAGAAACGCCAGUUUGAGACUGUCCAGCACUUGCAUGAUGUCUGCAUCAUUGCGACUGACCUGGCCUUGUAUUUCAAAAAAAGGACCAUGUUCCAGAAGAUUGUUGAUGCCACCGAACCAAUGAGUGAUGAGAAGGAAGCGGUCGCCUAUGUGGCCAACAAUCCCAUUAGGAAGGAAAUCAUUAUGGCAAUGAUGAUGACCGGUUGCGACUUGUCUGCCAUUACCAAACCAUGGGAAGUCCAGAGCAAAGUGGCUCUCAUGGUGGCAGCUGAAUUCUGGGAGCAGGGAGAUCUGGAAAGGACUGUGCUAGAUCAACAACCCAUUCCCAUGAUGGACAGAAACAAGUCGGAUGAACUUCCGAAGAUGCAGUGUGGUUUCAUUGACUUCGUGUGCUCGUUUGUAUACAAGGAAUUUUCAAGGUUCCACAAAGAGAUCACUCCUAUGUUUGAUGGCCUGAACAACAACAGGGUCCACUGGAAGGAACUGGCUGAUAUUUACCAAGCAAAAGUAGACGCUUUGGAGAACGAACGGAAGCGACUAGAAGAGGAGCAGGCUAAAAAAGCUGGUGGUGAGGAUGGAGGUGAGGGAGGAAAAUCCAAAACCUGCACCAUAUUUUAAACAUCAUCCACCAGAAAUUCAGAGCCACAGAGAAGUCUGGGCCAGCUGGCAAACAUGUAGAGGGAGGUGAAAUGUGCUCCUAGGAUCACUACAUUUUCACCAGCUUCCUCCAUUUUCUGUCUCAUUUCCUCGGACGUACCUUCUCCAAGUGAACACGUAGGCAUUCACCAGAAAUGGAAGAACUAUACCUGUCAGAUUCUCUUUCUGAUGGGGUGCCAGCCUAGAGCACCAGCUAAUUUUCACAAUAUAGACAAUUUCAUGCUUGUUCCUAAUCGUUGAUUUCACCUUGACUGUACCUUUUCACAUAUAAAACUACAUUGGAGGAAGUAAUGCAUAUGCAACUACUACAUUUGCCACACAGUGGUGGCCAAAACACAACUCUAUACAAAUGUUCAAUGUGCUAUAGUUCAAAGAGCUGACUUUGAGUAUGGCUUUUGAGUCCAUAACAGUUCUGGCAUUAUGAAUUAGAGCAAUAACUUUUUUUUUUUUGACAGUAACUAAUUUAUCAAAAUAGCAUAAUUCUCAAAUGAUUCCUGAAUCAUUUUGUGUUUAGCUUCUCUGUAAAAUGAUCUUAGAAGCUUCCAAUUAGAUUUGUCUUCUUUUCAUGAAUUCACUCCCAUUUAAAGGUGAAGUGUGUAUUUUCUGUGCUACCAAAUGGGAUUUUUUAACAAGUUUCCUGAACACACCCCCAAUAUGUAAUUGGUUAAACAAACAGAUAGCCCUGCCCCCAAACAAACUCCAAUGGUGUUGCUGUCGCCAGGCUGUUUAUUGUUUUGAUGGCGCCUUUUUUGCGUUAAAUUAACUUACAAAUGGCUCGCUUAUAGCUUUCUCUGUAUAUUUAACAGGGGGGAAAGUAUUUUAACAUCCCAUAAAACUAUACACUUCACCUUUAAACUACUGAAAAACAUUUGAAUACAUAUCAGUUGCUUUGUUUAGAGUUGAAGGACCAACUCGUCUGAAUAAGCUUUUAGAAAAUGGCUGAUGGCUUAUUAGCAAAAGCUUUGCAAAAAGCACAAAGAUCUCAUGCUACAAGUCUUUUACACCGAGUUGCUCAAAGGGGCGAUGGCACUGCUAAUGCUAAACAUCUCUUGAUUUGCAGCGUUAACCACUCGUCGCAUUUGCGUUUGCUUGUCGCAGUUGCAUUUGGAUGGAUACGAUACAGGACGUUCGAAUUCUUAAAAGAUGCAAACACUUUUCUACUUUUUUGUUCUUUAAGGAAGAUGAAGCUGUCAAUGGAUUAUGUAUUUGGGAACGUUUCAGCUGUGGAGAAACAUUUAUGACCAGAACUUUGAUGUUUGUUCUUUAAUCAUUUAAUGAUACCUAUAAGCAUUGCACAUAGUUUUUAACCAUAAUGUAUUAUCGAAAGUAUAACAUUGAGUGUAUUACAUAGAAUAUCAAUUGAUAACAUAGAGAUAUUUGUUUAUACCAAACGUAUUCUAAGUUGUAUUCUAUGGAGACACGAGGCACAAGAUGUCAGGGAAUAUUUAAAGAAAGUACAUCAUAUGCUGUAACAAGGCAAGAGGGAACGGCCAGUUCUUGAACCUAUAAGGGGAUUUGAAGUGAGUUUGAUGGGGGAGCAGCUCCUGAGAUUCACUCAGUUUUAAUCUUUAAAUACCAUGCUUAUUUAAAGCAGACUGCUGAAGCCUCUAGAUACCUCCUCUGGCAGAAGGCACUAACCCAAUUUGUAAGGUCAAAGUCUCCUUUUUUCUGAUCUUUUGAGAAUUUGAUGACAGCGCUAACAUUUGAACUAGUGAACGAACUGUUCAAAAAUAGGUCAUUAUGCUCUGCUUUAGGAAAAGUACUAGGCCCCGAUUUGACCAACCAAACAAAUGUAUAUAGCCUCUAUAAAAUGACCACUGAAGAGAUGUAGUAAAUGUACUAACAAAAAAAUACAAUUCUUAUGCAACAUCCGCUUGUUAGAAAAAUCAGUUAAGGCCUUUAAUCCAAUAACAGGGGCCACGGCGGUCUAAAUAACUUCACUGGAACUACUGACUGCACUUAAAUGUCAAACCCUCUAAAUCCAGAUCAGACAGAAGAGGCCAAAAGUGAGUAAAUCUCAUCUCAGGUUUAUGGUUUGUACACUUUGUUAGGCUUGUGUAUAAAAUCUUUUGGAGUGAGCAUGGAACUGAUAUCCGAUCCUCUUAUUUACUGAAUACUACCGCACAUAUAAGAUACUGUAAAUUAUGUCAUGUGAACAAAUAAACACAUUAUUCAGAG
This is a messenger RNA of Megalobrama amblycephala (Wuchang bream), 5074 nucleotides long. It is a transcript of the gene pde6c, whose product is annotated as phosphodiesterase 6C, cGMP-specific, cone, alpha prime. Gene Ontology annotation, biological process: visual perception; signal transduction. The transcript has 22 exons. Gene Ontology annotation, molecular function: protein binding; 3',5'-cyclic-nucleotide phosphodiesterase activity. Bases 296 to 2857 code for a protein of 853 amino acids. Lineage: Eukaryota; Metazoa; Chordata; Actinopteri; Cypriniformes; Xenocyprididae. The record is from RefSeq and is a predicted model, not a curated record.